AUGGUGGACAGCAAAGGCGUGCUGCAUACCGGGCGUACUGACCUGAAUGCCUUCAAACUUCAGUAUGCUGUGGAUACAGAUCGCCACACCCUAGCAGAUGCUUGCCGAGAUGCGGAUGUCUUCAUCGGCCUGUCUGGCCCAAAUGUAAUGACCGUUAACAUGCUCAACAGCAUGGCUGCUAAUCCAAUCGUAUUUGCCCUUUCUAACCCUGACCCAGAAAUUGCUCCAGCCGUGGCGUUGGCUGCCCGUGAUGACCUGCUGAUGGCUACCGGACGCAGUGACUACCCUAACCAAAUCAACAAUGUACUGGGUUUCCCGUUCCUGUUCCGGGGAGCACUGGAUGUACGUGCUCGCUGCAUUAACAACGAGAUGUUGAAAGCGGCUGUUUAUGCGCUGGCAGAACUAGCACGUGAACCCGUACCGACAGAAGUGUUGACAGCCUAUAACAUUGACAGUCUGACAUUCGGCAAGCAUUACAUUAUCCCGACACCGUUUGACCCACGGUUGCGUGAACGUGUACCCCUUGCUGUCUCCAAAGCGGCAAUAGCCUCAGGGGUUGCUCGUCUACCACUGCCCUUAUAA
Molecule: messenger RNA, 582 nt
Organism: Darwinula stevensoni
Lineage: Eukaryota; Metazoa; Arthropoda; Ostracoda; Podocopida; Darwinulidae
Source: the annotation of a GenBank genome assembly